UUAUCCUAUAUCAUGAUAUUAUGUUCAUUUUAAUUUAUUUAACCAAAUAUUUAAAUAAAAUUCUUACUUUACUAUUAUUCUGUAUGUUUAUAAUUAAUUCAAAUGAAUCUAAUCAAAAUUUAUUGGAUAUAAAUAAUUAUGUAAACAUUUCAUUAUUGAAAAUUACUAAUAAAAUAAAACAUUCUAAUUCUAGAAAUAAACGUCAUAUUGAUCCAUCUAUACCAAUUGUAACAUCAAAUAAUUUAAUUUAUUCAACUGAAUUAAGAAUAAUUGCUAGUGCUGUAUGUAAAUCACAUUGUUUACAAAGAUGUUCAGAGAAAUUAAUAAAAGAUUCAGUGAAAGACAAUAUGAUCGAAGAGAUUGUGAAUAACUUAAUGAAAUUUCCAGUUCAACUUCGUGAUAAAUGUAGUCAAUUGUCUCCUGGAUUUUUGUAUUAUGAUGAAUGUGAACAGGCUUGCGAUUCAGAUCGCUUUUACAGUGACUGCAUAAAAAUGUGCGAGUCUGGUGAUUCACCUAGUGGAUGGUCAUGUCUUACUGGUUGCCGAUCCUUAGACGCAGCAUUGAAGAGACGCUCUGGUGAUUGCCCCGAACAGAUUGGCCUCGCAAUUCACCGCAUACCAAAUUUAGUAUCUGUCAAAAAUGAUGUUCAGAAUUAUCCAUCACAUGAGUCUUCCGAAUCUUCACAGUUUAAUUUGGACAAACCCAUCUCUUUAGCUGAGAGCGACAACGGAUUAAAAACCAAUAUGCUGGAGAAUUCUUGGUUUACACAUCAUAGCAGUGCACUUAAUGAAAUAACCAGCUGCACAGUUGAUGCUGAAUGUCCACAAAAGCAAGAUAAAUGUUGUCAAUCACAAUGCAAACAAGCCUUAUUUAAUAAAGCAAUCUUGCCCCCGAUUCCAACAGUACGUAUUUUAGAAGAAAAACAUCCGCCAUCAUUUCUUGUUUCUUGGAAUAAUAACGAAAUAGAAGUCAGUAAUCUUAGCUUACCAACCGUGUACGUACUACAAGUCAAAUCCUAUUUUGGCCCGGAAUAUGAUAACCGUAUGUCAAGUCCCUGGAAAACAUUAGUUGUGUCUACAUUAAAAGGUGCCCAACUAAGUGAUCCUGCUGUUGGUUGGUGGUAUCAGUUUCAAGUGGCAGCAGUAAAUCAAUGGGGUUCUCUUGGUUUUGACACUCCAUCUCCACCUGUACAAUUAACAACUCUUCAACCUAGCCCUGCAUCACCUCCAAGAGACUUGGCCGACGAAUUGUUAACACUACAAGCUAAUGGAAAAAUAAGAGUUCAGAUUCACUGGAACAGUCCAGCAACUACCGUAUUACCAGUUACUGAGUAUAGGAUCUCUUGGGGUCCUGAUUCUGCAAAUAUAGAUAAUAAUCAUAAAUUCACUGAAUAUCCUACUCAAUUUGUACAUACUGUUCCAUCGUCUCAAACAAAUUAUCAGCUGACAAAUCUUUAUCCUGGAGUACUGUAUCGAAUUGAGGUAAUUGCAAUGAGUGAAUGGGGUUCAACUCAACUUAGAUCACAACCAAAUACUUUGUUUAUUCAUACUCCAAACGUAGAUUCAAUCCAAGAUCAUAGAGAAGAUUCCCUAAUUGCCAACUUAAAGAAAAUUGAUACAAACACUGUUCAACAUCUAAAAAACAAGAAGUAUUUGAACCAUUAUGAUGAGUCAUACUCUGAAGACCACCUUAACCACAACUCAGGUAAAUCGGAUGUUUCUUUUGUUUGUAAUGGAACUAGUAAAAGUUUAGUAUUUAAAAGUUCAUUACCAUCUGAUUCAUCAAUUAAUCAUAUAAAUAUUAAAACUGCAGAAUUAUCAAUGGAAACUGAUGUAGCUGUCUUUGAUGGACAUGGUUUAAUAACUGAACUCAAAAUAUAUGAAUAUGAUUUAAAACAAACAUCUAAAACAGAGUUAAAUCAACAAACAAUGAGUUCACGUCCAUUAAUUGUUCGUUGGACGCCACAAGUUUGCAUUGAAACUGUCAUUGUCACUGGUAAUAAUAUAGAUGAAACAAAUUCCUUUCAAUCAGAAGCUUUAAUAGCCAAUAAUAUUGAUCAAUUUACUAAACCUUCAUAUUCUCAAAUAGAAAAUGCUGGACGGCGUAAAGAAUCACUGAAUUCAAAUGAAAAAUAUAUUUUAUUGAAUCCAGUAAAACAUGGAGUCAACAAUCAUAUUGACGGUAAAAGAUUCAAAAAGCCCAUUUUAAGACAUGCAACAUUACAAUUAACGAAUCUUAACUUUAAUUGUCGUUAUCUAAUUGAAUUAUUGUCUGAAAAACAAGAAUCAUCUAAACGAUCGGACAAAAAAAUUCACCCUGUCUAUACAUCUGGGUAUAAUGUUGAACUUUCUGCAUGGUUGUGUACACCAGCAUGUUCCACAGUCAAAUUAGCUUCAUGGAUUAAAAAACCAAAGUGUCUAGGUACUACACAAGUUUUAGAUAUUAUAACAGAACCAAAAAAUUUAUCAUAUAAGCAAAUAUCGGUAACGCCAACGAUCAGUUAUAAUAUAUCUUGGAAGUCAGGUGCACUUGUAUCAAGAUCUGGGAGUUAUCAACAAUUAACUACUCAAGAAAUCUACAGUGACAAGACUAGUAAAAUUAUUUUCCCAGUGCACCAUAGAAUUAUCUGGGGACCAAGUCGAGAUACUGCAAUGAAAUCAGUUGUAUGGAAAUCAUGGCCAAAUCUUCGACCUCGAAUUGAUCAUACAAGAGCUGAAACAAAAGUAUUACGAAACAGUGAAACAUCUAUAGUAUUGGAUAAUCUUCUACCAAAUACAUUAUAUGUGGUUAGUUUACAAGCAAUGACUGGAGAGCAUUAUAUACCAAAUAAUGAUAAAAUAUAUAUAAAGUCUAAAAUUAAUAAUAAUAAUAAUAAUGUGGAUCAUAUGCAAAAAAUAGAUAUGAAGCCAAGUCUUCUCUCUUUUCAAUCAAUGAAUUCAAAAGAUUUACACCAAUCGAAACCAUCAACACAAUAUUUAGGAUCUAGUAAAGAAGUUUAUCUAGUUUUUGAAACUCCUGAAGAUUCAAAUAUAUUCAAAGAAAAUGGGAAAUUAAUUGAUUCUUCAAAAGGAUUCCGAAGUUCAUUAGAAAAUGGUUCAUCAAACGUACGCCAAACAGUCAAAGAGUUAAUCCACUAUGCAGUCUAUCUGGCUUUAACAAGACUUAUAUUAAAUUACCAAAUUUUAAAUGUAUGAUCAGUUAUAAAACAAUAAUUUAGAGAUACAACUGUGUAAAUUGCAAACUAAAUCUCACUUAUUUUCUAUAUAUAUGUCCUUUGAGGCUUUUUUGGCACUUAUCUUACAGCAUUUCUUUAUAUCAUUCACCUGUAUUCCUUUUUGUUAAUGGAAUAUGACUUUUUAUUUAUGUCUUUUGUGUUUGAUAUCCGAAUCGCCAAGCCAUAUACAUGUUAAAAGUCGGAGUAAGGAGAAUACAAGAAAUGUGACACAAAUUGAUAGAUCUUCCGUAUGAACACUCUUACAUUUUAAAAUCAAUCAAAUAAUGUGGAUUUUAUUCAGUUCUUAGUUGUUACGUAAUGAAUGAAGUAUGUAUACCAUUCAUUUAUUGAAGUUUAACCAUGAAUACAAACUAUACUAUAAAUAUUCUAUGUGAUAAUUCUUAUUCUUUUGUUCUUUUCUUUUUUAAUGGAAUGUAAAUUAUGCUAUUCAAACCAUGAAUUCAUAAAACUAUUCACUUUAAGUUGUAUAUACAAAUCUUAAUUUAUUGAUUCAUUUUCUUUUAAUUCACUUAAUCUACAUUAUCUUACAAACAUAUCUGUGAUAUUGCAUUUAUUCUGUAUAGUUGACAGUUCUUUCGGAAUAUUACUAUUCCUAAUCUUUCUUUUUUGGUUGGUUCUUUCUGUUUUCAAAUAUUUAACAUCUAUCAGAUGUUAAAUGUUGCCUUUCGUAUAAAUCUAUUUGUAUAAAGAUCUUCAGUAAACAUUCAGUUGAGGUCUAUACUGAAUGGCGUAAAAGGCAAUAAAUAAAUAAUUAUUACAUUAUAUACAAAUUUUAUUGUUGAUAUUGAACAUCAUGUCAUUUAAAAUUAAUUCUCUGAUGAUUGUAAUAAAAAACAAAUUAUUG
Molecule: messenger RNA, 4079 nt
Organism: Schistosoma intercalatum
Lineage: Eukaryota; Metazoa; Platyhelminthes; Trematoda; Strigeidida; Schistosomatidae
Source: the annotation of a GenBank genome assembly